GAGGAGUUGAAGACUGAUUUUAGAAGCUUCAACAAGUGUUGCAGCAUCAUUUCCAUACAUUUUCAAGCUUCCAUUGGCAGCAAGAGGAACUAGAAUGGCAUCUACAUCUUCCUCCAUUGGCAAUGAACAAGUAAUUGCAAAACAAAGAAAUGAUCCAAAUUCUCCCUUAUGGAAAUAUGUGGACAUUAUAAAACAACUUCCGGGAGGUGGGGGAUUCCGUUGGAAAUGCCAUGGAUGUGAUAUUGAACGUAAUAGUUCAUAUUAUCGAGUGGUAGGCCAUUUGUGUGGAAUAAAAGGAAGAGGCAUCAAAAAAUGCCCUGGCAAAAAUGGUAAACCUAUACCAGAUGAGAUAGUGAUGAAAUAUAUUAGGGAGCAUGAGGCAGCAGAAGAGAGGGAAGCCCGUAGAUUGAACCAAACCGCAUCAAAGAAAACAAGGGGAAUGCAAGGCCCUUCUAAUCCCAGUAUUGUAGUAGAAGACCACCCCUUCUUUGCCACAAAUGAACCUCAAAGUGCACCACCCUUGACACGUAAAAGAACAAAAGGGCCUUUAGAAACCGCAUUCCAAAAUGAGAGUAGAGACAAUGCUGAUCAAGAUAUAGUAAGGUGCAUUUAUGCAAAUGGUUUGUCAUUCAAUGUUGUUCGCUCCCCAUAUUGGAAGCAAAUGAUAAAAAGUGUUAAUGAGGCACCAAGAGGGUAUAAGGGCCCCGGUUAUGAGAAGGUACGUGGAACAUUAUUGGAGAAAGAGGUGAAGAGGGUUGAAGAUGCAUUGAAACCCAUAAGGGAUUCGUGGGUUGAGACAGGUGUAACAAUUGUUUCAGAUGGGUGGAAAGAUGCUAAAAACCGUCCCUUGAUCAAUGUCAUAGCGGUGUCCCCUAAAGGGGCAAUGUUUUUGAGAGCUGUGGAUUGUGAGGGCCAAAUAAAAGAUGGCGAAUUUAUUGCAGAAAUUCUCAUCUCUGCCAUUGAGUCUGUGGGACCCCGCAAUGUUGUCCAAGUCAUAACGGACAAUGCAAAAAAUUGUAGAGCUGCUGGUUUGUUGGUUGAGCAACGCUAUGAUCACAUCUUUUGGACACCUUGUGCGGUACAUUCGCUCAAUCUUAUGCUACAAAGGAUUGGGCAAAAAAUAAAAUGGAUCAGAGAUGUGUAUGCAGAGGCUGAGGACAUCCAGAUGUUCAUCACAAACCACCACAUGUCUCAAGGGAUUUUUAGAACCUAUUCGAAUUUGGAGCUAUUGAAGGUAAGUGAAAUAGUAAUUUAAUUUUACAUUUUCUGAUUUUUUUGAAUUUUCAAUGUUAAUAAUAUCAUUGUGUAAGCUAUAUUGUGUAUUCUUCUUUAAAGUUUGGCUUUAUUUUUUAAUAAUUUGGCAUUAAUUUGUGUUAUAGGUUGCUGAGACCCGUUUUGCAUCAAACACAAUCGUCUUAAGACGACUUGUGAAAGUUAGAGUGGCACUAUGCAAUAUGGUGAUCAGCACCAAUUGGACUGUAUGGAAGCAAAGUAGCACUGAGAGGGCAGGAAAAAUUAGGGAUAGAAUAUUGGAUGAGAAAUGGUGGGAUCUUGUUACAUAUCUCCUAAGUAUCACUGAGCCCAUCAUGAGCAUGAUUCGCUAUACAGACAUGGAUAGGCCUUGCAUAGGUGAGAUUUAUGAUGGCAUUGAUUCAAUGCUUGAAAAAAUAAAGUUCACUAUAAAUGAAAAAGAGAAUGAUCCUCAGGAGAAAUUCUUCAAAGAACUGGAAUUAAUUAUUGUAGAGAGGUGGAAUAAGAUGACCACUCCUUUGCACCUUCUUGCCUAUGC
Cryptomeria japonica (Japanese cedar) is the source of this 1789-nucleotide messenger RNA. RefSeq lists its product as uncharacterized. The record is from RefSeq and is a predicted model, not a curated record. The transcript has 2 exons. NCBI's taxonomy places the organism in Eukaryota, Viridiplantae, Streptophyta, Pinopsida, Cupressales, Cupressaceae. The coding region runs from base 95 to 1255 and encodes 386 amino acids.